GAGGUGAGGGAAAGACACAGCGACGAUAGGAUAUAUAUCUCUCUUUUCCCUCUCUACAUUUCGUUCUUUCCACACCAUUUCUCAAGCCUUUCCAUUCAUGGCAGACGAAACGGUAGUCAACGGCGUCGAUCCAGCCGUCGAUUCGGCGACCCAUGGAAUCUUGAAGAAGGAUCGAGAUCUUGAAAACGAUACUGAGGAGGUUUUGGAUCUGAAGCGGAAGAUCGAAACCUUAGAAGAGGAGAAAUCUGGAUUUAUCAGCGAAAAAGAAGAACAGAGCGAGAGGAUCAAGUUGUUGAUGGUGGAGAUUGAAGGGCUCAAGAAAGAUCGGGUGGAGAUUGAAGGGAGGUUGGGGGAGAUGCAGAAGGAGAUGGAUCGGUCGGAGGAAGAUAAGAAGGCUUUGAAGGCUGUGGCUGGUCGUGCGGCGGAGCUUGAGAUUGAGGUUUCUCGGUUGCAGCACGAUCUCAUCUCGGUAAUGUCGGAGAGCGAGGAGGCCUCUGCGGAGCUCCAGAAGCUGAAAAAAGCUGUUGAAGAGCUCGAGCAGAGGAAUCGGGAGAAGGAUUCGAAGAUUAGAAGUCUGGAGAACGAGAAGGAGUCACUGAUGGAAAAAAUGGAGAAAUUGACGGUUGAGAUGGGAAGCCGAAUCCGGGAUCUAGAGCAAGAGGCAAAAGAUAAGGUUUCUGAGCUGCUGCGGAAGCUGCAGAAUGAAAAGGAGGAAACGGAAGCUGCGAAAUCAUCUCUUGAAGAGAAGAAGAAACGAUCAGAUGAGAAAUCCGAGGAAUUGGAGAAGUUGGUGAAGGAACUGAAGUCAAAGAAUUCAGAAAUCGAAGAGAAAUUGGCAGGUUACCAGGUGCGGAACUUGGAGCUCGAAGAUAGGGUUUUGGAAUUAGAGAAGCAAUUGGAGAAGGAAGAAGGUGGAAAAGAGAAUGAUGUGAAGGAGAAGAGUCUGAAGUUUCAGUGGCCGGUGACAACGACGGUGGCGGCAGCAGCAGCAGCAUCGACAGGAACGGUUGCGGCAGCUGCGGCUAUGAUCUAUCUGAGGCAUGCAAGGCAAAGGUAAAGGAAAGAAAUUAGGUUCCCCCCCUCCCCCUUUUUUAUGGCUUCUAGACUCCUGUUUUUGAAUUUCUUGGAUUUGUUCUUCCUUUCAAAUCACAUACAAUUACAUAGAUAGAGAGAUAUUAUAGCAAUCUUGAUUUUGGAUGCUUUGCUUGUGCCUCUUUGGUUUUGCAAACGAAGUGAUAAAUGCUAGAAUGUAAGCUUUUGAAGACUGUGAUGAGGAUUGAGAGAGAGGCAUCAUUUGUUAUA
Messenger RNA from Magnolia sinica, 1302 nucleotides. RefSeq names its product peroxisomal and mitochondrial division factor 2. NCBI's taxonomy places the organism in Eukaryota, Viridiplantae, Streptophyta, Magnoliopsida, Magnoliales, Magnoliaceae. The transcript has 2 exons. The record is from RefSeq and is a predicted model, not a curated record. Bases 98 to 1057 code for a protein of 319 amino acids.